Ictalurus punctatus (channel catfish) is the source of this 3875-nucleotide messenger RNA. It is a transcript of the gene kcnd1, whose product is annotated as potassium voltage-gated channel, Shal-related subfamily, member 1. The record is from RefSeq and is a predicted model, not a curated record. The coding region runs from base 1061 to 2959 and encodes 632 amino acids. Gene Ontology annotation, molecular function: protein binding; A-type (transient outward) potassium channel activity. Gene Ontology annotation, cellular component: membrane; voltage-gated potassium channel complex. NCBI's taxonomy places the organism in Eukaryota, Metazoa, Chordata, Actinopteri, Siluriformes, Ictaluridae. Gene Ontology annotation, biological process: potassium ion transmembrane transport; protein homooligomerization. The transcript has 7 exons.
GAAAGGCAGAGAGAUAGAUAGAUAGAUAGAUAGAGAGAGAGAGAGAGAGAGAGAGAGGGAGAGGUGGAGGCUUGGAGGACUAAGCAUUACAUUCACUUCUCCUCUAGCCUGUAUGUGCUUUGCUGAGACGGCUGCAGAGGAUCGUUUCUUUCUUUCCUGUCCGUUUCUCACUGUUCUUUUUUUUUUCUUCUUCUUUUUUUCUUUUUCUGUCUGUCACCUGCUUUCUGUCACACAGGACCCAUCAUCCUUUCAAGAUCCUCACAAUGGGAGGGACAUUAAGGAACUCGCCGUGUAUGGAAUAGAGGUGACUGCGAUCCAGAGAUCUCCAUUCAAAAGCCUCAUCGACCAUCGCUGAAAUUGAGGAGCCACUUAAGGCUCACUUUUAAGGGAGGGGAGACACUCAGUAUCAAAGCUCUGAGAGAGAGAAAGAGGGAGAGAGAGAGAGAGAGAGAGAGAGAGAGAGAGAGAGAGAAAGAGUGAGAGCAGUAAAGCAAGAUUUGCCUAUCUUGCAAUUUCAGAGACCAUCACAAUUUAAUAAGAGUUUGAAAUGGUCUCUAGUCAGUGUAUGUGAGCGAGAGCCAGCAGGCUUACCGUAAAAUGAUUUUAUGAAGAGGAGCCUGCAGGAAAAACGGCUCUGAAGAGAGAAUUUGAAUAUACACAGGGUCCGUUUAAGGGGCCCUUUUCUUUUCUUGGUUUACAGAAAUAAGUUUGCCAUGUGAUGUCAAAUGGCAUCAGAUGUGUCCUCAGUAGUCCAGUGGGACUGUUGCGAGGUAUUUUUUCCUAAUGAUGAUGAUGAUGAUGAAAUUUGCCUGAACCCACUCACCUUGCAGGAACAUUCCCCUGUGAGUUGCAUGGACAGACAGGCUGAAAAAAAAAAAGCUAAAGUAAAAAAUUGAACCAUGAGUUCUGGCUGAAAAAACAACAACAAACAAACAAACAAACAAAAAACCAAAAACGAAGUUCGGAGAGAUCACCUCAGGGACCUACACUGUUCUCUCAACUCUCUACAUAAUCUCUACUCUGGUAAAAUAAAAAACUGUAGUAACAAAAAAAACCAAAAAUGGCUGCCGGAGUCGCAACAUGGUUACCCUUUGCCCGGGCAGCUGCGGUUGGCUGGCUUCCUCUGGCCAAAAAGACCAUGCCCAAACCUCCUGUCGAUAAGAAGAGCCGCAGUGAUGAGAUCCUGAUAGUUAACGUGAGCGGGCUUCGCUUCCAGACUUGGAAAAACACCUUGGACCGUUAUCCUGACACCUUGCUGGGAAGCUCUGAAAAGGAAUUCUUCUUUAAUGAAGACACUCAGGAAUAUUUCUUUGACAGGGACCCGGAGAUGUUCCGGCACAUCCUGAACUUCUAUCGCACAGGCAAGCUGCACUAUCCACGGCAGGAGUGCAUCCAGGCUUUCGACGAGGAGCUCGCUUUCUACGGCAUUGUGCCGGACAUCAUUGGGGACUGCUGUAUGGAAGAGUACCGUGACCGCAAGAAGGAAAACCAGGAAAGGCUGGCUGAGGACACAGAGGCAGAGAUGGCGACAGACCAACCCUUACCUCCGAACAGCACGCAUCGUGAACGCUUAUGGCGUGCUUUUGAGAAUCCACACACCAGCACGAUGGCUCUGGUGUUCUAUUACGUCACGGGUUUCUUCAUUGCCGUCUCGGUUAUCGCUAACGUAGUGGAGACCGUGCCGUGCCGGGCACCCAAAGGCACCCUAAAGGACUUGCCGUGUGGUGAGAAGUACUCAGUGGCCUUCUUCUGCAUGGAUACGGCAUGCGUGCUCAUUUUCACAUUUGAGUACCUGAUGAGGUUGUUCGCCGCCCCUAGCCGCUGCAAGUUCAUGCGCUCGGUGAUGAGUGUCAUCGACGUCGUGGCCAUCAUGCCCUACUACAUUGGCUUGGUCAUGCCCGAGAACGAGGACGUGAGCGGUGCUUUUGUCACACUACGUGUCUUCCGGGUCUUCCGCAUCUUCAAGUUCUCACGCCACUCACAGGGCCUGCGCAUCCUCGGCUACACGUUAAAGAGUUGUGCCUCCGAGCUCGGCUUCCUCCUCUUCUCCCUCACCAUGGCCAUCAUCAUCUUCGCCACAGUCAUGUUCUAUGCUGAGAAAGGCACCAAGGAAACCAACUUCACCAGCAUUCCAGCCUCCUUCUGGUACACCAUUGUCACUAUGACAACGCUGGGAUAUGGAGACAUGGUUCCUAACACCAUCGCCGGGAAAAUCUUCGGCUCCAUCUGCUCUCUGAGUGGCGUCCUGGUGAUCGCACUUCCUGUUCCUGUCAUAGUGUCCAACUUCAGUCGCAUCUACCAUCAGAACCAGAGAGCUGACAAGAUGCGUGCCCAGCAGAAAGUGCGUCUGGCCAGGAUUCGCUUGGCUAAGAAAGGAACCACUAAUGCAUUCCUGCAGUUCAAAGAUGAAGGGGGACUACUGGAUCAUGAUGGUGACAGUGGCGCUCUAUGUCUGAAGAACAGGUCGUCCUUCGAGCAUCAGCACCACCAUCUGCUACACUGCCUGGAGAAGACUACGAACCAUGAGUUUACCGAUGAAUUGACCUACAGUGAGAUGUGUAUGACGGAGUCGGUGGGCUUCCGCACCAGCCGCAGCACCUCGAUUUCCAGCCAACAGGGUGUCUCAACCUCUUGCUGUCCUCGUCGCGCCAAGAGGAGAGCUAUCCGCCUGGCCAACUCCACUGUAUCAGUGAGCCGGGGCAGCAUCCAGGAGCUGGAUACACUGCAUGUACGCAAGAGUCCGUCCGGGCCUCAGAGUCGCUCCAGCCUCAAUGCCAGGACAGAAGACCUGAAGUUAAACUGUGAGCAGCGAGACUUCACGGCAGCCAUCAUUAGCAUCCCCACUCCUCCAGCCAACACACCUGAUGAAAGCCUGCCAUCGUCACCUGCCAUCCCAGGCAUCCUGCGCAACUCCCGCUGCUCCGACAGUCAGGACCCUGUCAAGAUCUCCUUCUUAUAACAAAACCGCCUCCAAGCACAGAGCUCUCCUCCAAUGCACAAAUGGGAAGGAGGGAGCUUUUCCUGUCAGACUUACCACCAAAAUAUCAUCCCAAGAUACAAUGCAUUUGACAAAGGCACCCAGCUACAGCUUCAUCCCAGACUGUAAGCUCCCUCAAGAUUCUGUGAGAAUAAAUCAGCAGGAACUGAGACGUGACCCGACGCAGGUUUCAUUACAGCCUUUUUUGGAGGACUGAUAGUUGGGCGUUUAUGAUAUUAUGAUUCUUUCACAGAUCUGCAUCUGGUCAAUCUGCCGUUCUUGGGAAACAAAGACAAGGAACAUGGAAAAAAAAAACUGUUCCACGUUUUAUUUUAUUUAUUUAUUUUGAUGGAAACAAAUACUGGAUAUCAUGGAUGAUAUAGUGUGUGCAAUCACAGGGCCAGUAUUAAGAGUAUGAAGACAGAACUAUAUUCCUAUAUAGAUAUAUCUUUAAAGAGAAAGAUAUACAAAUACUGUAUCCUGCAAUAGAUGCAUUCACAAAAAAGAAAAAACAACUAACAAAAAAGAAACCAAACAGAUAUUACAGAUAUUAUGAUUGCGACUCAGUGGGUCAGUAUACAUAUAUGUAUCAUAAUUUGUAUCAUACUUCACAUGCAUCUUCCAACCUUACCAAAAAAAAAAAGGUCAUCAGUGCCACCCUACUCAGACAUGCAUGUUAUUGUGCAGUAGAUUGCAAAGAAUGGAGCAGCUAAAAUGCUAUUCCUGCCUAUUUUUUUGCAUGAUAAUUCCCUCACCUUUGUUUUGUUUUGUCCUAUUUUAUUACCUGAUGUCAUUGAAAAAGAAAAAAAAAAAACAUUUAUAGAAUAUUAUACAUCCAAAAGUGCACAGUAACUUUAAAAAUAAGAUAGAGAAAAGUAGAGAAAAAAAAAAAAACAUU